Molecule: messenger RNA, 381 nt
Organism: Prorocentrum cordatum
Lineage: Eukaryota; Dinophyceae; Prorocentrales; Prorocentraceae
Source: the annotation of a GenBank genome assembly
AUGCAGGACGUCGGUCUGACGCCCAAUCCCUACGCCUACGAUGGUGCCAUUCCCGCUCUGGGCAACGCGAAGCGCGGGCGAGGCGCCCUGGACCUCUUCAGCAGCAUGAAGGAUGCGAAGGUCGUGCCCGACGUGCUCACGUACACCGUCAUACUCGGUGCUUCUGAGAAGCGCGUCCGGCCUGACAUGGAGGCCAGCGGUCCCUUGUAUUUCCCUCGUAUUGCGCUGAUCAGCUGCUGGGGCAAGAGCAAGACGCCAGAGAGGGACAUGAGACUGCUGAACGAGAUGCAAUCGAAAGGCUGGGCUCCGAACGCCGUAACCUACAGCACGUUGACGCGGGCGUGCGAGAGGUUUGGCGACAGGGUCAACAUGUUCAAAUGA